GAGAGUGUGACAGACUGAAGGAGAAGCAGCAGUUUGUUUCCUCUGAAGGUGAAGCCGCAACGUCUCCUCAGUUCAACCUGCAGGUGAGUUCAGACAGAGCAUCAGACGGAUCCACAUCAGCAGUUUCAGCAGAAAUCUGACAAUGAAGCUGGUAUCAGUCGUCUUCCUCCUCCUGGCUCCUCUGUUGACCAGCUGCCAGCAGCUCGUCCAACCGGUGGACUGCAGUGAUAUCUACAAACAAGACAAGAGCGUCCCCAGUGGAGUGUACACCAUCUAUCCCCUUGGAGAGAGGUCUGCUGUCCAGGUGUACUGUGACAUGAAGACAGAAGGAGGUCGCUGGACGGUGUUCCAGAGGAGGAUGGACGGCACUGUGAACUUCUACAGGGGCUGGGAUCAGUACAAGCUGGGCUUUGGUAGCGCUGCUGGAGAGCACUGGCUCGGUGAGAAACCAAACCUAACUAACACUAAUGUGACUUUGUGAAACUUUGUUGUGUGAAUCCAGA
Molecule: messenger RNA, 503 nt
Organism: Micropterus dolomieu (smallmouth bass)
Lineage: Eukaryota; Metazoa; Chordata; Actinopteri; Centrarchiformes; Centrarchidae
Product: microfibril-associated glycoprotein 4-like
Exons: 5
Coding region: 143-481 (112 amino acids)
Biological process (GO): elastic fiber assembly
Source: RefSeq, a predicted model, not a curated record